Messenger RNA from Clunio marinus, 381 nucleotides. NCBI's taxonomy places the organism in Eukaryota, Metazoa, Arthropoda, Insecta, Diptera, Chironomidae. The record is from the annotation of a GenBank genome assembly.
AUGGUGCCUGAAAUGAUCAAUAGAAUAAAUAAAAGUUUUAAAAAGAGGCUCGUUUACCUAAUGCACUAUUAUUCACCCCUUCUAAUGCGAAUACCAAAGAGAUUACCUUCAUGUGAUCAAGUAUUCUGUACUGGAAAAUUGUUUGUGGUGACACCAUCGUGGUGCCUUGAAGGGGGAAAGGAUGAAUGCUCAACCAUAGAGACAAUUCUAGAAAAUAAAUUCAACGUUUUACACAUGGGAAAGUUUUUAAACAGGAACAGAUUUAAUGUGCAAAUUCGUUGCACAGAUUUCAAACAAUAUCAGACGAUAUCAGGACAUGUAACUUGUAUCGAUCUUUUUAUAUUUCAUUGUAUUUUGCUACCCGUAAAAAAUGAUGUUUGA